GGCAUAUUUAGUUUCACUUUUAUUUUAUGUACUUCCUCCCUCACACAGCCAAGCUCCAUACUGAUGUGUCGCAGACACUUUUUGUUGAGGAAUGAACGCUUCGGAACAACAGUCUCCCCUGCAGACGCAGGUACCGCAAGUCGGCAUUGGGGCAGCACCUUCCAUGGGCACUGGUCCCACUGCUGACCCAGAAAAACGUAAAUUAAUCCGGGACCAGCUUGUCCUUUUACUUCACGCUCACAAAUGUCAACGACGCGAACAGACAAAUGGCGAGAUGCGAGACUGCUCCCUACCCCACUGCCGAACUAUGAAGAAUGUUCUCAACCACAUGACACACUGCCAGGCUGGGAAGGCCUGCCAGGUUGCACACUGCUCCUCCUCAAGCCAAAUCAUCUCUCACUGGAAGAACUGUACGCGGCAUGACUGCCCUAUAUGUCUACCAUUAAAGAGGGGGGAGAAACGGUAUACCUGGUCUAUCCCAUUCCUUUUUAACAAUUUCCGAAAUUCUUUUAGGAACCGGGAAAAUGUCAGUUCUCCCCUGCAGACGCAGGUACCGCAAGUCGGCAUUGGGGCAGCACCUUCCAUGGGCACUGGUCCCACUGCUGACCCAGAAAAACGUAAAUUAAUCCGGGACCAGCUUGUCCUUUUACUUCACGCUCACAAAUGUCAACGACGCGAACAGACAAAUGGCGAGAUGCGAGACUGCUCCCUACCCCACUGCCGAACUAUGAAGAAUGUUCUCAACCACAUGACACACUGCCAGGCUGGGAAGGCCUGCCAGGUUGCACACUGCGCCUCCUCGAGACAAAUCAUCUCUCACUGGAAGAACUGUACGCGGCAUGACUGCCCUGUAUGUCUACCAUUAAAGAACGCCAGCGACAAACGAAACCAGCAACCGCUACUAGGUUCCCCAUCAAGCGGUGUGCAGAACCCUAUUGGUUCAGUAGGGGGUGGCCAGCAAACUGCUCCAUCGUUAAGCAGUCCCAACUCUAUUGACCCCAGCUCCAUGCAGAGGGCGUAUGCUGCCCUUGGCCUGCCCUAUGGGAACCACUCACCUGGCCCUGGUCAGCAGCCGGCACAGACUCAGGUUCACCAGCAGCUCCGAACUAUCAACGCAUUAGCGCUACUAGGUUCCCCAUCAAGCGGUGUGCAGAACCCUAUUGGUUCAGUAGGGGGUGGCCAGCAAACUGCUCCUUCGUUAAGCAGUCCCAACUCUAUUGACCCCAGCUUCAUGCAGAGGGCGUAUGUUGCCCUUGGCCUGCCCUAUGGGAACCACUCACCUGGCCCUGGUCAGCAGCCGGCACAGACUCAGGUUCACCAGCAGCUCCGAACUAUCAACGCAUUAGGUGGCAAUCAGAUGAAUCUGUCUUCUGGAGGAAUCACUGCUGAGCAACAAGCAAGCCUGAUUUCUGAAGCAGCUCUUCCAACUGCCCUGGCAAAUGCAAACUCUGAGAACUGGAAGAGCAAACUGCAGACUUCAUCCACCAUUAGAAAACAAUGCAAGGUCCCGCGCCCCCUAAUAAAAAAAAAAAAAAAAGAAAAGGGAAAAAAGAAAAAUCAGCAGCAAGCUUUGACUACUCCAGUAACAAUCCAGAUUGGCUCCUCCAAAUAAGGAAAGUGGAAAUAGAAGUUUGGCUUUACAUAAACAAGGUGUAAAUACAGUACUAGUAUAAUAUGUAUUAAAGGGACACUGAACCCAUUUUUUUUACUUUUGUGAUUCAGAUAGAUCAUGCAGUUUUAAGCAACUUUCAAAUUUACUGCUUUUAUCAAAUUGUCUUCAUUCUCUUGGUAUGUUUAUUUGAAAAGCAAGAAUGUAAGUUUAGAUGCCGGCCCAUUUUUGGUGAACAACCUUGGUUGUCCUUGCUGAUUAGACAGCAUCAAUAAACAAGUGCUGUCCAUCGUACUGAACCAAAAAUGUGCUGGCUCCUUAGCUUAGAUUGCUUCUUUUUCAAAUAAAGAUAGCAAUUGAACAAAUAAUUGAAUUGAGAACUGAAGUAAAUUAGAAAGUUGCUUAACAUUGCAUGCUCUAUCUGAAUCAUGAAAGAAGAAAAUUGGGUUCAGUAUCCCGUUAAGACAACAGAAAUUCUUGUAAUUACAAGACAAUGUUUGCGGUCAUGGUGGGAAGUCAUCAAAUCGACCAUCGCAUGGACAGACAUCCUUGAUUCAGUAAAAAUGAAGGCUGAACCCAGAAGACCCAGUGAGUGGUCAGCUGCCUCUCAUAGAAUUAAAAGUAUGCUCUGUGGAAUGGAGAAUCUGACAGAGGAAGGCGACAGAGAGCACCUGCGCCAAUAACAAACAUUUUUCGAUGCAAAAACAAAUUAAACGGUACUGUUUUCAGUGUACCAUAUAUUGAAUUUGUUUCUAGUUUUGCAGUACAAUAAGUAGACUAAGUAUUUUGACGCAAACUUGCCAGAUAACAUUUGAGAACAUAAAACAGCAAGGUUUGCAGGAGUAAAAUGCUUAGAAAAGACAGGAAGACCUGUGCGAGAACUUCAUACACACUCAAAGACCUCCCCAUCACAUUCACAUACCAAGCAUGCCAGACUCAUUUUACAAUAGAAAAAUAUAUAUACAUGUUAUAAUUUUUUUUUUAAUUUUGUAAUAUUUGGUUUGAUUUUAAUUGAAUGCAUAUUUUAAAUUUGCCUUUUACAUGUAAUUUAAAUGCAAGUUUUAAGACAAACUAUAUAUAUUGUGUGCUUUAAUUACAAUUUUUACUUUGUACUUUCAGUACGAUUUUUAAACGGCUUAUGUUAUUGAGCACUAUAUCAUAAUGCAUGCGUCUCUUUUUCACAUACAGAAGGAUCUGUUAAGGAUCUUGUAGCACUGACAUAUCUUUUUAGACAAUCUCACCUAUGUAAAAAGCUUUUGUGAAUCAGGGCCAUAACAGUAAUAAUGAUAGACUGUGGUUAUAUUUUAAAGCAAUCAGAGAGAAAGGGAUUUAAAGAAACUAUUCCUAAGCCUAUCUAGGUAUGCUUCUUAAUAAAAGGAAGAGAAUGUUUAAUUCCGGACACUGCUACAUUAUGAAAAGUGAUUACUUAAAUCAGAGCACUAGCUCAUAUAUUGGGCCCUAAUUAGCCACAACAAAGGUCACCAAGAAUAUGGAUUUGCAAAAAACUGUGUAAACGUGCUAUUAAAAUAAAUGUUAAAUUUGUUUAAAACA
This is a messenger RNA of Bombina bombina (fire-bellied toad), 3160 nucleotides long. RefSeq names its product histone lysine acetyltransferase CREBBP. Gene Ontology annotation, biological process: positive regulation of transcription by RNA polymerase II. NCBI's taxonomy places the organism in Eukaryota, Metazoa, Chordata, Amphibia, Anura, Bombinatoridae. Gene Ontology annotation, cellular component: histone acetyltransferase complex; transcription regulator complex. The transcript is spliced from 9 exons. The record is from RefSeq and is a predicted model, not a curated record. Gene Ontology annotation, molecular function: histone acetyltransferase activity; transcription coactivator activity; chromatin DNA binding. The coding region runs from base 92 to 1612 and encodes 506 amino acids.